CUCUUCGACACGUCUUUCUCUCUGUCCCCCCUCUCUCUCCUCUCUCUCUCUCUCUCUAAACUUUUUCUAUAAAAUUGGAAGAAAAAGAGUCCCAAAGUUUUGCUUUGAUUGAUUCGUUUCAGGCUUUUUUCAGACUCUCUCUCUUCUCUCUCUCUCAAUCUCAAAAAGGGAAAAAGGUUCAAGCUUUAUGGGGAAGAUCCAGUCCUUCAAGCAGGAGUUCUCAUUCGAUGAACGAGUUGAAGAAUCGAAACAUAUAAUUUCGAAAUACCCAGAUCGAGUUCCGGUGAUCCUUGAAAGAUAUUCCAGGACAGACCUGCCGGAAAUGGAAAAGAAAAAAUUCCUUGUUCCUAGAGAUAUGUCUGUCGGGCAGUUUAUCCAUAUCUUAAGCAGCAGGCUUCACUUGACUCCGGGGAAAGCUCUUUUUGUUUUUGUGAAGAACACUUUACCUCAAACAGCCAGUCGCAUGGAUUCCAUCUAUGAAACUUACAAGGAGGAUGACGGUUUCCUGUAUAUGUGUUACAGCAGCGAGAAAACCUUUGGUUAACCUUGCCAUCUCCUCCCCUAAUCAUCUAAUCGCCUCGUCCAUCUCAGUGACUUGUAAGUAUUCAUUGUUAACUUGUUCUCAAUCCGAACGGGCCCGUGAGGCGUGCUUCACUCUGUAUUAUCACGUUCGUUGUAUAUUUGAUUCAUUGUGAAUUCUGUAAAGUUGGUACUUUUAAUAAUGCAACAUUUACCAAUUCAGUA
Molecule: messenger RNA, 744 nt
Organism: Malus domestica (apple)
Lineage: Eukaryota; Viridiplantae; Streptophyta; Magnoliopsida; Rosales; Rosaceae
Product: autophagy-related protein 8i-like
Biological process (GO): cellular response to nitrogen starvation
Source: RefSeq, a predicted model, not a curated record